Messenger RNA from Thamnophis elegans (Western terrestrial garter snake), 5016 nucleotides. It is a transcript of the gene BRF1, whose product is annotated as BRF1 RNA polymerase III transcription initiation factor subunit. NCBI's taxonomy places the organism in Eukaryota, Metazoa, Chordata, Lepidosauria, Squamata, Natricidae. Gene Ontology annotation, biological process: DNA-templated transcription initiation; transcription preinitiation complex assembly; transcription by RNA polymerase III. Gene Ontology annotation, cellular component: transcription preinitiation complex; nucleus; transcription factor TFIIIB complex. Gene Ontology annotation, molecular function: RNA polymerase III type 3 promoter sequence-specific DNA binding; TBP-class protein binding; RNA polymerase III general transcription initiation factor activity. The record is from RefSeq and is a predicted model, not a curated record.
AGCCAGGCCUGCGUGGAGGAGGAAUAGCGCGAGAAACCGCCGGCAGUGUGUGCUGAGCCAGGCGGGCGGCUCGGCCCGCUUGCAGCGAAGUCGCUCCAGCCUGCUUGCUUGCUUGCCGGCGGCCGCCCGCACCGCCGGUCAAGAUGUCCGGCGGGCGGGUGUGCGCUGCCUGCGGCGGCUCCGACAUCGAGGUGGACUCAGCCCGGGGCGAUGCCGUCUGCACCGGAUGCGGUUCGGUGCUGGAAGACAACAUCAUCGUCUCCGAGGUGCAGUUCGUGGAGAACAGCGGAGGAGGAUCCUCGGCAGUCGGGCAGUUCGUCUCCCUCGACGCAGCAGGAAAAACUCAAACUGUUGGAGGAUUUCAUGUCAACUUGGGAAAGGAGUCGCGGGCACAGACUUUGCAAAAUGGAAAACGCCAGAUCCAUCAUUUAGGGAACCAGCUGCAACUAAAUCAACAUUGUCUUGAUACAGCUUUCAACUUUUUCAAAAUGGCGGUGAGCAAGCACUUAACCCGUGGGAGGAAGAUGACCCAUGUCAUAGCAGCAUGCCUCUACUUGGUCUGUAGGACAGAAGGCACUCCACACAUGCUGCUUGACCUCAGCGACCUCCUUCAGGUGAACGUCUAUGUGCUGGGAAAAACAUUUCUUCUGUUGGCCCGAGAGCUCUGCAUAAAUGCUCCAGCUAUAGAUCCGUGUUUAUAUAUUCCUCGUUUUGCACACAUGCUCGAGUUUGGUGAUAAGAACCAUGAAGUCUCCAUGACAGCUUUAAGGCUCCUGCAGCAGAUGAAGAGAGACUGGAUGCACACAGGUCGACGGCCAUCAGGGCUUUGUGGUGCAGCUCUUCUUGUUGCAGCAAGAAUGCAUGAUUUUCGGCGCACUGUUAAAGAAGUAAUCAGGGUGGUUAAAGUUGGUGAAUCAACAUUAAGGAAAAGACUUACAGAAUUUGAAGAUACACCUGCAAGUCAACUAACAAUAGAUGAGUUCAUGACCAUUGACCUGGAAGAGGAAUGCGAUCCUCCUUCAUUUACAGCUGGUCAACGAAAGAUAAAGAUUCAACAGCUUGAGAAAGAAUUGUCAAAAAAGCUUGAAGAAUUAGAAGGUGAAAUAACAAGCUAUCAAGAUGAAAUAGAGAAUGAAUUAGAAAAUAGCCGGCCGAAAGCAAAAGGAGUUUAUGCAAAUUAUAGCAAGGAUGAUUGCAUAGAAGAUACUAUUUCAAGUAUAUUUGGAGAUGAGGAUGGAGAAGAUGAAGAACUGGCAGCAGCUGCAAAUCAUCUGAACAUGGACUUUUAUAAUGAACUGCUUGAUAAAGACAGAUCAAAGGAAAAAGAAAUUUCUGUAAGGCCAUCUGCUCUGGAAUCACUGCUUGGACCUCUUCCUACUGCAGCCAGUCUUGGAAUAACAGAAUCUAUAAAAGAAUGUAUAUUGACUAAAGACCGAGACCAUAAUGAAAAUACUGGAGAUGGUGAAUUAGAUCUAAGUGGAAUUGAUGACAGUGAAAUAGAUAUGUACAUACUUAAUGAUUCAGAAGCCAGGAUAAAAGCAGAACUGUGGAUGAAGGAAAAUGCAGAUUAUCUCAAGGAACAAAAGGAAAAAGAAGCAAGGAUAGCAAAGGAAAAGGAGCUUGGUAUUUAUAAAGAACAUAAGCCGAAGAAGUCUGCAAAGAAACGGGAGCUAAUCCAGGCCAGCACAGCAGGAGAGGCAAUUGAAAAAAUGUUGGAACAGAAGAAGAUUUCAAGUAAAAUUAAUUAUAAUGUGUUAAGGGACCUCAACAGCAAAGGAGGUAGCACACCAAAGAAAGAUGAUGAUACCACUGAUGACAGCACCAGCACCAAGAAGUUAUCAAGGAGAAAGUCUCUUGUGAAUCGGAAUGUGGCCAAUUCGGUAAACCCAGUGGGGAAAAGGCUAAGACCCUUGAUUUCAACCCAGCUAGCCAAAAAGCAGGCCACAGAAGAGAAACUGAAAAAGGUUGAAAAAUCAGGAACUGUGCUGGUGGAAACUGGGCCAGUAUCUUAUAAUCAUGAAGAGGAUGUGGAGGAAGAAAUUGAAGAGGAGGAGGAUCAUUGCGUGAGCGCCCUUAAACUCAUGGGAGGAAAUGAUUAUGGCUGUGAUAUGGAAGAUGACGAUGGGUAUUAAACCUUUGUGUCUCCAAAUGGAAAUUGUGGGAGAAGCCACUGGUAGUAAAAACAACUCUUCCUGCCUCGGAAACAAAGGUUCUGUUUGCUGCGGAUUCCUCUCAGUUUCCCUUGACCAACAGGCAGGCACUGGAGCUUGACUUUUGAAUACUUGAAAUGUUUCUGAUUUGGAUCAUGACAUAAGAAAAAGAUUAACUGAAGCAUCACUUCCAGAGAUGAAAGAAGAGCCAAAUCGCUACCCAAACUUCCUUUGGACUUACCAUGUCCUGGAUUCAAUAUAUAUAUAUAUAUAUUUGAAUCAGCACAAUACAACAUAUAUAUAUGUUAUAUUUGUGCUGAUAAAUAAAUAAAGGGAGACUAGUAUAGAUAUAUAUAUAUGUAAAAUAUGUACACAGAAGAAGAAUUGUUACAGAAUGCUAGACUUUUGUGUGAAACAUAUUUGAGACUUGAACUUUUUUUUUAAUUAACAUUUUUGAGUUGCAUUGUUUACAUUAAUAGGAUCCUCAAGCAGAAGUUUGUUUCUGCUAUAGCAUCCAUAUUUUCAUGCUUCAGGAAUGGUGAAUCAUAUCAAAGGGGCAGACAGCUUCCUCUGGAAAUAAGUUCAAAUGUAUUCUUUGUUUGUUUGUUUGUUUGUUAAUAUAUCCUAGGAUCAGACCAUGCUUGCCUGUAAUCUCUAUGUCAGUAUAAGACAGCAGUUAUAUUUCUUGUUUUUAAUUCCUUAGAAAAAGUUGCUGUAUUAGAGCAGAGACCUCAUGGGUGUUGCUGUUGUUCAAAGCUUCUUUGCAAGGCGAGUUUUUUGGUGUUCCAAAAAAAUUAAGCUUGGUCUUCUUUACACUCACAGCUACUAUUAGAGACGGGGCAAGCAAAGGCUAGGCUGAGGACAGAAGGAAGGAAAGCUCAACAAGUUAACAUCUGACACUCUUUUAUUUCUGGCUGAGGACCAUUUCACAAGCUUUUAUGCCCCAUCCCAGGUUUUUUUUUUUUAAUUGUUAAAAACAAGAUGAUAUCUCAGGGCAAUUUCUGUCCUCUUGGCAGAAGUGUCAGAUUUCUCUCCAAGAUAAUGUCUUUGUUUUUUUUAAGCAAGUAGUUUGAAACUAUUUUUAUUCUCUUUGAUGGCAAAGUAAUUUUAUAUUUUGUAAUGAUGUCAUUAAGGAUGUAUUUAUAGCUCAAUAGUGGAAGAGGCUCAUCUAUCACUAUUUUAUCAGUUGAUCAGCUGGUAUAACUAGCAUCCUGAGAAAUAUAAAACAGACUAGUAGUUUACCCACUUAAAUUGUGUAAGACAGAUUUUUCUUGAUUCUCAUACUCCCUGGACUAUAAAUUAGCUCUGGUUCCUGUGACAUUUUUGUACCACUACAUUUAUUUGUUAUUAGAAGCAGAAGCAUUAAUACACUUUUCAUAUUUUGUUGAACAAACAAAGUAGCUUUAUGGAAAAUAGUUUUUUCCUGUUUAAAUGAAAGACACCCAAUUUUCAUGUUGAUCUUUAUAUUAGCCAAACUACCUCUUUUUGCCACUGCUUAACUAUACCAACUCAAAGUGGGAUGAUGCUUUUAUUUCAUCCACUUGAAGAAUGAAGUGGAAACCAAUUUUUUCCCUUUGUUUCCAAGGCCAAGAUCUCAAAUGACAAACUGUGUCUUAAUUAUACUGCUUCAGUUUGCAAAUUGGAAUUCCCAUGAGGAAAUGGCAUUCCAUGCAAAUGAUCCUUUCCAGAUAGGCAACUUAGCAUAGUAGAGAGAAAUGCUGGCCUUUUUUUUUUUACACAAAGAAGCUUUCAAUCAAUGAACACUUUACACUUAGACUGGCAUACUUGGGCCAGUACAGAUUUAUCACCUUAUUAAAUUAAACUCAAGGUGCUGGUUAAAAGGUUAGCAAUAUGUACAAUAAGAAAAAAAAAGUGGCUAGUCCAGUGAACUAUUCCUGUGUGAGGAGCAUUUAUCUUGGCACUGAAUUACUAUAUUAGUACUUGUAAAAUUACAACUCUUUUUUCAAUAAUACUUUGUCCACUUUUACUCUGAAAAAGAUUGUUAUGGUAACAUAAUUUAUUCAUUGCUAAAGGAACAAGGAAAACAAAUGCUUUUUUGUAAGCACUGAAUUAGGAGUUUGCCAACAAUUAGCUUGAGCAGCUGCUGCUUUGCCUGAUGGCAGGAGAUGAGAAACCUGUAUCCCUCCAGAAGUUGCUGAACUACAACUUUUGGCAGCCCCAGCCAGCAUGGCCAAUGAUGAGGGAUGCUGGAGGCUGACACCAUCUGGAGGACCACAGGUUUUGCAUCUCUGUCUCAUGAGUUCAUUUCUUUCCAAACAGAUGUUCCAAAAAAGGUAAUACCUCUAGUCACUGCAUUUGAGAAAAUGAAAGUCUUCUUAGAAUAGAAAUUGCUAUUGCUUCAAAGAAAGUAUGUUGGCAGAGGGGGAAAAAAACCUACACGCAUAUGAAAUUCAUAAUUUUGGAAUCAGAUGUAACUUGUUUGUGUCCCAGAUCAAUUUCAUAAUAAUCGCAUCAGACACCCAACUGUACCCAUGUGGUUGGGUUCUCCAUGCAGCCUGGCAAGUGUCUUUUUCUGGUGUAGUUCUUCAUAGCACAGAUUGACCCCAUGGAGUUGGCUAUGCAUUGUAACCAGUUCAAUUACAGAUCUGAACUACAAGUUACAAAACUGGAAGGGGUGGAGCCGGGACAUCAUGGAUAAACAUGCAAUAGACCUUUCAUAAUCAGAGUCUGAGCGGAUCAGGGUUGGCCUUCAACUAUAAUCUCACUUAAGCAUUUUUAUUCUUGUUGAGUUGCAAAGUAAGCCACAAAAGAAGUAGAAUUGGGAGUGAAAUCAUUCUUGUAGGGACUUGUAAUAUUAAACUCUUUAUCCUAUUUAAUUUUCUAAUAAAAAUGCUGUUUUAAGGAA